CGGAGGUCGCUUUGGUGAGGUGGACAAGCCCCAUGGAGGAAGGUGAGAGCGGCGGAGCCGUCAAGGCCACCUUGGAGGUAGCGAAGGACCAGAGCGCCGACGGCAAGGGCGACCCGGCCGCCGCGCCCCCUCUCCUCCAAAAGCCCCCCUACUCCUACGUCGCCCUCAUCACCCUGGCUCUCCGAGACAGCCCCGAGCAGCGCUUGCCCCUCAGCGGCAUUUACCACUACAUCUCCCAGCGCUUCCCUUACUACCAGCUGAGCCAAAAGGGCUGGCAGAACAGCAUCCGCCACAACCUCAGCCUCAACGAGUGUUUCGUCAAGGUGCCCCGCCAGGGAGCCGAGCGCAGGGGCAACGACUGGGUCCUGGAUCCGGCCUUUGAGGGCAUGUUCGAGGGGGGCAACUACAGGCGACGGAGGCUCAUCCGGAGGCGCUCGCCGGAUCUUUCCCUUGUGUCUGCCCCGCCGGCUUUAGCUUGUUUCACCUGCCCUGAGACACCUGCGCCUUAUUUCUUCCCUUACCAUCCUUACAGUGAGAGGCCGCCGCCGCCUCCUGCCUGUCUUUUGGCCGGCUCCGGUGUGGGGCAGCCCCCCCACCCUUACACGAUGAGCAACGGCAGUCCUCCAGGUGUGGGGCCGGUCACCGGCUACGGACCCUACCCCAAAUUCCUGCUUCCCGGCGGGGCGGCGCAGCAGCCUUUGAGUUCCGUUGCCGGAGGAUCCGUCGGUUCUUUCCAGCCGCCGCCGGACCUGCCCCGUUUCCACUGCUGGAAUUGGUAGGAAAGAUCCUGUGUCCGGAUGGAC
This is a messenger RNA of Rhineura floridana, 803 nucleotides long. RefSeq names its product forkhead box protein L2-like. Gene Ontology annotation, molecular function: DNA-binding transcription factor activity, RNA polymerase II-specific; RNA polymerase II cis-regulatory region sequence-specific DNA binding. NCBI's taxonomy places the organism in Eukaryota, Metazoa, Chordata, Lepidosauria, Squamata, Rhineuridae. Gene Ontology annotation, biological process: anatomical structure morphogenesis; regulation of transcription by RNA polymerase II; cell differentiation. The coding region runs from base 33 to 779 and encodes 248 amino acids. The transcript has 2 exons. The record is from RefSeq and is a predicted model, not a curated record.